Molecule: messenger RNA, 878 nt
Organism: Fukomys damarensis (Damara mole-rat)
Lineage: Eukaryota; Metazoa; Chordata; Mammalia; Rodentia; Bathyergidae
Gene: Ankrd37
Product: ankyrin repeat domain 37
Exons: 4
Coding region: 166-723 (185 amino acids)
Molecular function (GO): protein binding
Source: RefSeq, a predicted model, not a curated record
UCCUGCUCCUCCCCUUCCCCAGCCAGCCUAGGUUAGCCCCAGGCUGCACGUGUCAUUGUUUGGGUACGUGCAGCCUCUGGGACGGGAAAGUACCGGCAACUGAAGAUUAAACUGCCAGGGCGCGGUGGCCAGGGGCUUUAAAUUCUCCCCCACUGGGGCAGGCCUAUGCAUUUUUAUCUGCCGGUCCGCAGACUCGCCAACCAAUCUGCAUUUCCAGGGAUUCUGGUCCUCUGCUUUAGGCGGGAGAUGCUGCUGCUUGAUUGCAACCCAGAGGCGGAUGGUCUGACACAUCUAUUACAGACUGGGUGUUCCGUCAAUGCACCCCCGGAUUCCUGUGAGCAGUCGCCUGUCCACUUAGCUGCAGGUGGCGGCUUUGCUUACUUUCUUCUCUGGCAGUUGCAAACAGGCGCUGAUCUCAACCAACAGGAUGUUUUGGGAGAAGCUCCGCUCCAUAAGGCAGCUAAAGUUGGAAGCCUGGAAUGCCUUAGCUUGCUUGUAGCCAGUGAAGCCCAGAUUGAUUUAUGUAAUAAGAAUGGGCAAACAGCUGAAGAUCUUGCUUGGUUACAUGGAUUUCGAGACUGUGCCAAGUUUCUUACAACAAUUAAAUCUAUGCAGACAAUAAAAUCAAGUGAACAACCUAUUAGGGAUCGCUGUGUCCCAGUGCUUGGACAGAAACGAAGUUUUGGAAGUACAGAAAAUAUAAGUGAGAAAAGAAAGUGUUAAUAAGUUUGUAAAACUUUUUUUUUCCUCCCUCAAGAAUCUCCUUUAGCAUAAAACUUAACCGUUCCAUUUAAUUAUUGACACUCUUAUAUUGGUACUAUCUCUUUAUUUUCUUUUUUUGGUUUGGAGAGUGUGCUACGGAUUGAACCCAAGGCCUU